UCUGGUCCGGCUUCGCGCGCUGCCCGCCCGUUCCUGCCGCGCCCGCCUCCGUCGCCGCCGUCGCCCGUGCCCCCGCUCCGCUCCGCGGUGCCGCCGGACCAGCACCAUGUCGCUGUCGCGCACGGAGGAGAUGCACCGGCUCACGGAAAAUGUCUACAAGACCAUCAUGGAGCAGUUCAACCCCAGCCUUCGGAACUUCAUCGCCAUGGGGAAGAACUACGAGAAAGCCCUGGCAGGUGUGACCUACGCUGCUAAGGGCUAUUUUGAUGCCCUCGUGAAGAUGGGCGAGCUGGCCAGCGAGAGCCAGGGCUCCAAAGAACUCGGAGACGUUCUCUUUCAGAUGGCUGAAGUCCACAGGCAGAUUCAAAAUCAAUUGGAAGAAAUGCUGAAGUCUUUCCACAACGAGCUGCUCACACAGCUGGAGCAGAAGGUAGAGCUGGACUCCAGGUACCUGAGUGCUGCGUUGAAGAAAUACCAGACGGAGCAAAGGAGCAGGGGCGAUGCGCUGGACAAGUGCCAGGCCGAGCUGAAGAAGCUUCGCAAGAAGAGCCAAGGCAGCAAGAACCCGCAGAAGUACUCGGACAAGGAGCUGCAGUACAUUGACGCCAUCAGCAACAAGCAGGGCGAGCUGGAGAACUACGUGUCGGACGGCUACAAGACCGCGCUCACCGAGGAGAGGAGGAGGUUCUGCUUCCUGGUGGAGAAGCAGUGUGCUGUGGCCAAGAACUCCGCCGCCUACCACUCCAAGGGCAAGGAGCUGCUGGCACAGAAGCUGCCGCUGUGGCAACAGGCCUGCGCCGACCCCAACAAGAUCCCGGAGCGUGCGGUGCAGCUGAUGGCCAGCAGCAACGGCUCCGUCCUCCCCAGCGCCUUGUCGGCCUCCAAGUCCAGCCUGGUCAUCUCAGACCCCAUUCCGGGGGCCAAGCCUCUGCCGGUGCCCCCUGAGCUGGCCCCGUUUGUGGGGCGGCUGUCCGCCCAGGAGAGCGCGCCCGUCAUGAAUGGCGUCUCGGGCCCUGAUGGCGAGGACUACAGCCCCUGGGCCGACCGCAAGGCCGCCCAGCCUAAGGCCUCGUCCCCACCACAGUCACAGAGCAAGCUGAGCGACUCCUACUCCAACACGCUCCCCGUGCGCAAGAGCGUGACUCCGAAAAACAGCUACGCUGCCACUGAGACCAAGACCCUGCCCCGCUCCAGCUCCAUGGCAGCCGGCCUGGAGCGCAACGGCCGCAUGCGAGUGAAAGCCAUCUUCUCCCACGCGGCCGGGGACAACAGCACCCUGCUGAGCUUCAAGGAGGGCGACCUCAUCACCCUGCUGGUGCCCGAGGCCCGUGACGGCUGGCACUACGGGGAGAGCGAGAAGACAAAAAUGCGGGGCUGGUUUCCGUUCUCCUACACCCGGGUUCUGGACAGCGACGGCAGCGACAGGUUGCACAUGAGCCUGCAGCAGGGAAAGAGCAGCAGCACGGGCAACCUCCUGGACAAGGAGGAGCUGGCGCUGCCACCGCCCGACUACGGCACGUCCUCGCGUGCCUUCCCUGCCCAGACGGCCGGCACCUUCAAGCAGAGGCCCUACAGCGUGGCUGUGCCUGCCUUCUCCCAGGGUCUAGACGACUACGGAGCGCGGGCUGUGAGCAGCGCCGAUGUGGAAGUGGCCAGGUUCUGAGCCGCCCCUGACUAGAGUUACCAGCACCCUGGGCCCCGGGCCUCGGUCAGGGUGGCGGUGCCGCCCAUCUGUCUCUGCCCCCGCCACCCCAGGACCCUGGCACCUGCGUCCUUUGUAGCAGAUGGUGCUCACCGGACCCCACUGGGCACCAGUGACGCGGCCCCUCCAAGGGGUCCUGGACUCCCUCUCCUUUCACUGUGUCUGAGCUACGGUGUGAGGAGUUUCUGGAAGAUUCUGGAGACCAGUGCUCCUGGAAUUUGAGGGCAGGGUGAAAAUGCCUUCGCUGCCUCUCGAUUCCCCUUCUUCCAGGAUGCAGAGAGGCUUCCGUUUCCACCCCCCCCCCAACGCCCCACCUCUGCCCCUGCCGCCCCCAUCGCUCUGAGCUGCAGGCCUGGCCUCUGCCUGGGACCACGUCCCCCGGUGUAGGACGGGGCCCUGGGGGCACGGUGGGCAUCAGCACAGCGCCACCAGCCAGCUUCCCAGCCGCAGAAUCAGCCUGGCUCCAAGAUUCGACUGGGGGUGCGGUGCCAAAAGCACCCUGGGUCGGUCAAAGCACCCUGACCAAGCCUGCCUGAGGUGUGGCCCUGGGGGAACCCAACGACAAGGAUCCGAUCCCAGAAGGGCCGAAGUCCUGAAGGCAUGGCAACCACUUUGGUCUCAGAGGAGGAAAUUCAGGAGGAAGUGGAAAUGCACCCCGGCCGCUCCUUCACUCUGCUCCAGGAUCACCGAAGGACGGAAACCGUACCCUGUAAGGAGACGCGGCUGUUCCCAGCUGACCCGGUUCUCGCUCAGUUGGUGGAUUCGGAACAAUUACAGGCGACUCCCUAAACCCUCGGCAUAGCACUUCCCUCGAGGUUGGAAUGGAAAGGCACUCGGCCCUCCUUGGGCUGCAGGGUUUGCAGGCGGGGGCUGUGGGCUCAGGACCCCGCGAUGCCCCCAAAGGCUGCCCCUUGAAUGCAGCGCCGGACCCGCCGGGGGCUUCAGCCUGCCCUGCCUGCGGGAGGAGCCUGGACGGCUCCUGUGGCCUCUGCUCGGUUCCGUCCGCUGAGCUUGCUUACGUCUUGGUGGUUUGCUGCCGGGGGUCCACCCCUGGCAAGCACCCCAGGCGGGGACAAAUGUCUCCGGUGCCAGGGUCUGAACUUAGUCCUGUUUUGCCAUCUUGGUGUUGACCCGCCCAGGGUCGCACUGACACCCUCCCGUUCUUCACAGAAGGUGGUAGGCACCCUAGACGGCCCCACCCAGGGGCCUCUGGUCGGGGCUGGGCUGGGCGCAGCUGCAGGGGGGGGAGGCCGGGGGCGUCUUCAGCCCGCAGUGUUGAUGGUGCGUGCUCCCCGCUCACCCUGUUUGGGGGAAGAUGAAGAAAGUGGGGCUCAGAGGCCAGACACCGUCUUGUGGGGAGGCCUGUCUGGCUGUGCUGCUGCCCCGACCCACCUGGCCUGACCCCUCUGUACUGGCCCCAGCCAGCACAGGAGCUGCCCUCCCUCCCCAGGCUUAGGGCCUGAGCUCCGUCCUCGGCUCGGUCCCCAACUCCAGAUGAACAAGAUUGGCCGAGUUCCAGCCCCCCAGGGCAUCUGCCUUGAACCCGGCUGGGAACAGCCAAGGCCCGGAGCCUUCCUUCAGAACCAGAGUCUAGGCAAGGUGGCAGUCAGGGCACGGGCCACCGCCCUGUCCUGGGGGCGGAUGUCACUGGUCACAGGAGACUUGGUCUUGGGAGCUUCCAGGCGGCCAAAAAGCCGAAACUCGUCUGUACGCAUCAGCGGAACAGCACCAGAGCGCACGGAGGAGCCUGAGGCCCCACGUGGGGCUGCAAGCGGCCUCGAAGCCAGGGGUCGAUGACUCAGAGGACAGUCGUAAGCAGUGUGCCCACACAGGACUCUCAGCCAUCAUCCCGGAGACGGAGACAGAGACCUCAUUCGCCAAGAAGUUAGCUAGUGUCUGCGGCUGCUCCUCUUAAAAGUUCAGCCCCAAGUGUCUCAGUUUUUUAGAAAACACAGGGAGGUGCCCCCGCCCCAGCGCUCUCCCUGGCACUGGACAGAGCGCCUGCCCGCCCCGUGGACACCAGCCCAGCUGCGCCAGAGGCAACUCCGGCCCCAGGUAACGGCUGCAGAGCCGAGCGCUUCGCCGGGAGUGCGGUCCUGUCCGUGCCGGCCCUCCGUGUCCCACGUGCCAUCUGUGCCGUCACCCCCAGCCCGCUGUCCCGUGCUGUCCCUGCCCAGGCGGGUCCUCCGGGCCGGGUGCCGGCGUCCGCUGUGCUCAUCUCGUCCCAUCUCCACCUCUUGUCUGGCGCGUUUCAUCUGUCCGUCAGCUGUGGCCUCGGGGGUCACCCCCCGGGUGACAGGUGGCUGAGCCCUCGCCCGCCCCUGCUGGCCUCCUUGCUGCCAGUGUGCGUGCACCCCCGUGUGUCGUCUUGGCGUGGGGCGGGUCUGCACCCAGCCACCUUCUGGGAGCCCGGGACGCAUGGGCCGGGUUUGUGUGCGCUGAACUGUCUGUGUCUGUCGAUGGCGUGUCUUUAAAAAUGGGUCCGCCGCUGCCCUUGGGCCGAUGGGAGGCGCCUCCUUGGCCUUGUGGGGCGGCUCACGAAACCUGGAUGCAGGCCCGUUCAGGGCUCAGGUUGCAGAGAAGGAACCAUCCUGUGGCUCGGUGGCCCCACGGCCCCCACCCGCCCCAUGAGGGUUGACGGCCGCAGAUGGGGCGCACUGGCGGCCAGCGAGCACCCUUCCCAGGCUCCCCCGAGCGGCCUCCACUGUCCACCUGCUCUGAGCUCAGAGGCUGGGCCAUCGGGGUCCAGGCCGGUGCCAUCCGCAGGGCUGGGGGCCCCCCGGGCGUAGGGCAGCCCAGGACGGCACUGCGCCCCCACAGUGCCCCUCCCACACUAAAACCCCUCUUCUCUCCUUUUUCAGGAAUCCCUUCGCCAACGUCCAGCUGAAGCCGACAGUGACCAACGACAGGUCCGCCCCCCUCCUCAGCUGAUGGCCAAGUCCCCACCGCUGCCCGCCAGGACCCUCCUGCCCUGCCUGCCCACGCACAGAACCUCUUUUGUAACAAUCUGCGUGGUCCCCAUUUAGAGAAUUUUCUCCUUCACCUGCCUGGCUCUGCCCCCACUGGAGUCUGGCCUGGGCUGGACCCCGGCUGUCUUCGGAGGUGGCCCCCGGGCCGUGGCUGAGGAGAGUGGGGCCGACAGUGGCCCCCGCUCGUGCAGGGAGGGACGCUCCACCAGCCCCACGUGUCUGGUCAAUAAACAGGCUGCCCCACA
Messenger RNA from Prionailurus viverrinus (fishing cat), 4916 nucleotides. It is a transcript of the gene BAIAP2, whose product is annotated as BAR/IMD domain containing adaptor protein 2. Gene Ontology annotation, cellular component: nucleoplasm; cytosol. Gene Ontology annotation, biological process: actin crosslink formation; positive regulation of actin filament polymerization; actin filament bundle assembly. Lineage: Eukaryota; Metazoa; Chordata; Mammalia; Carnivora; Felidae. The transcript has 15 exons. Bases 107 to 1663 code for a protein of 518 amino acids. The record is from RefSeq and is a predicted model, not a curated record. Gene Ontology annotation, molecular function: protein binding; cytoskeletal adaptor activity.